CCACCCACCUUCUCCCCGUGAUGGCGGAGGACAGCGAGUCUGCCGCCAGUCAGCAAAGCCUCGAGCUGGACGACCAGGACACCUGCGGCAUCGACGGCGACAAUGAGGAGGAGACGGAGCACUCCAAAGGAAGUCCAGGAGGAGAAUUGGGAGCUAAAAAGAAGAAAAAGAAGCAGAAACGAAAAAAGGAGAAAACAAAUUCUGGAGGUACCAAAUCAGAUUCUGCUUCGGACUCCCAGGAGAUUAAAAAUCAGCAACCUUCAAAAAAUCCAGCCAUUCCAAUGCAGAAGCUGCAAGACAUUCAAAGAGCUAUGGAGUUGCUCUCAGCCUGUCAAGGCCCAGCCAAGAAUAUUGAUGAAGCGACCAAACGUAAAUACCAGUUUUGGGACACACAGCCUGUACCCAAGCUUAGUGAAGUUAUAACAUCGCAUGGUGCUAUUGAACCAGAUAAGGAUAACAUACGCAUAGAGCCGUAUUCUUUACCGCAGGGUUUUACUUGGGACACGUUGGAUCUGAGCAAUGCUGAAAUUUUAAAGGAGUUGUACAUGCUGCUAAAUGAAAAUUAUGUUGAAGAUGAUGAUAACAUGUUUAGAUUUGACUAUUCACCAGAAUUCCUUUUGUGGGCCCUUAGACCGCCAGGUUGGCUUCCGCAGUGGCACUGUGGCGUCAGGGUAUCAUCCAAUAGGAAAUUGGUGGGGUUCAUCAGUGCCAUUCCGGCACACAUUCGGAUUUAUGAUAGUGAGAAGAAAAUGGUAGAAAUUAACUUUCUGUGUGUCCAUAAAAAACUACGAUCAAAGCGAGUAGCACCAGUCCUGAUUCGUGAAAUAACCAGAAGAGUAAACUUGGAAGGAAUUUUUCAGGCUGUUUACACUGCAGGAGUUGUCCUUCCCAAACCUGUAGCAACUUGCAGAUACUGGCAUCGAUCGCUGAACCCCAGAAAAUUGGUAGAAGUGAAAUUUUCUCACUUGAGCAGAAAUAUGACAUUACAGAGAACAAUGAAGCUGUACAGACUUCCUGAUGCCACAAAAACCUCAGGCUUGAGACCUAUGGAACGAAAAGAUAUCAAAGCAGUGCAAGAGUUGGUUAACAGUUACUUGAAGCAGUUCAAUCUUGCUCCUGUCAUGGACGAAGAAGAAGUGUCUCACUGGUUCCUGCCUCAGGAUCAUAUUAUUGACACCUUUGUGGUAGAGAAUUCAAAUGGUGUUUUAACUGACUUUCUGAGUUUCUAUACAUUACCUUCAACAGUCAUGCACCACCCUGCUCAUAAAAGCCUCAAAGCAGCCUAUUCCUUCUAUAAUGUUCACACAGAAACCCCUCUCUUGGAUCUAAUGAAUGAUGCACUCAUUAUAGCAAAGAUGAAAGGAUUCGAUGUAUUUAAUGCACUGGACUUGAUGGAAAACAAAACAUUCCUGGAAAAACUGAAAUUUGGUAUUGGUGAUGGCAAUCUGCAGUAUUAUUUGUAUAACUGGAGAUGUCCUGGCAUGGAUUCUGAAAAGGUUGGUCUUGUAUUACAAUAAAGUGAAAGGACACUUAUAUUUAUAAUUCUUGGAAGUCAUCAUCUGGGCUGUUGGAUGCUCUUGGAUCCGUACAGUUCAAGAGGAGCCAAAGCACAAUGCCUGAUGAACUUAAAUCAAUCAGUCAAACCUUGGGGGAGGGAAGGCUACAAGAAGUGAAGAUUUCUGAGCCCAACUAGCCCUUCAACUCUGAAUAGGAACAAAAAUGCUUAUGAACCUUUUACUGUUUGUCAAUGAAAAAUAAAGCACAUUUGUUUAAUUUUAAAUGCUUAGCUCGCAUAUUGAUGCAAAGGGUACUUUUCUCUGUUUCCCUGCAUAAAAAUAAAAAAAGACUUUUUGUACAACAAAGAAGUUGCAGUGGUGGAAUAGAGUACAAAUACUUUACUGUAAUGUGACUGAACUGCUGCAUUUCUAUUUAUUAAGUGGUAGUGUAUGUUUAUCAAUGUAACGAAAUGAAGGAGCCGAUUCUGAAUAUUUCUGCUUAUUUUCAUGACGUGGAUGUCAUCAUCGUCAAGGAAAAAGCUUUGGGAAUAUGACUGGUAGGAAAACAUGCAGAUUUGGGAUAUCUUUGUAAUGUGGAGUGGAACAGACAUAUGCUGGUUGGAGUAGUACCUGUUUCUUCAUAAACAAUGCUGCCAAAUCAAUAAAAAUACAAAUUUGUAAUUUGAUCUUCAAUAGAUCAGUGACUUGAUUAUAGUACAGCACUGCUGAAUGCACAUGUUGAUAUCCUCACUGAGCUAUGGUAUUCUUUUCAUCUUACAGUUCUGAAAAAGAAAAUUUUACACUGUUUUUGAUCGUACAGUAACAGCAGCCUGUACAUGAAACUGAGAAUAUAUUAGUACUGUUAUGAAGAUGUGUUAAGAUGAAUGUGUUUUAAGGCUUUUGCAGAAUUGCACAUAUUCCUUUUGUCUACUUGUUUUUUUAAGAAAACAUUUUAAACUGAAAAAUAUGUUUGUAUAAAUAAGUAAAUUUGUUGCUAGUAGUAGCAAUAUAAUUCUGGGUUGGGGAAAGAGGUGGUUUCAUAGUACACAUUUGUAUAUGUCCUUGCAAAUGCAUUUUUGUUGGCAGAAAUAUGUGCCAAAAUGUCUUGGUUCAUAUCUUAUGGUAAACCUUAAUAUGGUUUGUUUGGCUUAGUGUGUCAUGUGAAUACAACCUACCAUAAUUUCUUUAACAAAUGAGUUUAGCAAAAUGCAUGAACCAGGUCAAGAUAUCUCCCUUUGGAUUAAUAGAGCUCAGUUUAGAAUAUGGUAAAGUGUUGCAUAUGCAACCACAUUUUCAUAUUUAUAUAUACCCUGUUUCCCCCAAAAUAAGACAUCCCUUGAUAAUAAGCCCAAUCGGGCUUUUGAGUGCAUCGCAAUAAAGCCAAGAGCUUAUUUCAGGGUUGAAAAAUAUAUAAGACAGGGUCUUAUUUUCGGGGAAACACGGUAGAAUUGUCAAGCUGUUUUCACACAUCACAGUAAGCCAUGUUUGUUGGAAAACUAUAGUUUGUAGACUAUAAAAUAUUCUUUUGGCCAAUUUUUGAGGCAUUCUUGUUUCGUUUGUUUAUUUUAAGCUUAGUUAUUUGCCUUUCUCCAACUGGCAUUUUCCCAAUGCAUCAGACUACAACUUCUAGAAUCUUCCCAUAAAUAAAAACAGUAGCCUCAUUUGAACAUAGUGCCAAGCCAUAAUGUCAUUGGUUUGGUUUUUGGCUGCAUAUGAUAUGUCAACCCUCAUAGUAAUGGCUUGACAUGCUAUGGGAACUGGCUAUCUAAAUUUUGAUAUUUCUUGAAUAAUUUUUGUUUUUCCACAUUUCAAAAUAAUAUCUUGAUCCCAUCACAUUUUUGAGAGGUGAAGAUGAGUUGUAGAUGUUUAAUAGUGACCUGAACAUCUUUUCAAGGUAGAUUCAUCAAGUACAAAGUUGCUGGAGGAAAAGUGUUAUCAAGAUUUGAUCCUAAUUUGUCAGUAGCCUUGGUAGACAGUAUAACAAGCAGUUUAACCAAAUACUAAAACCAUAUUUGUACAUUUCUAAGUGUGGAAAUUUUCAAAGAUAUUCCAAUAGCCUAGCUUAGAAUGAACAUGAAGUCAUGUAUUUUCGCUGCUCCUAAAUCAAAAACUGCUAAUUUGGUUGUUAAAUCUCAAGCUUUCCUAUUGUUAGGUAGCUAAUGAGGGAAGGGACUCUUUUACAUGUUUUCCCAAAAAGUGAUGUUGUAUACAAACCAGGAAUUAUAAUUUGAAAUGUUGCCAGAAACUCCAAAUAGCACUAAUCCUGGAUUUUGCAUUCAUUGCAAAAUUUGUGCUUAAAAGUAACUUACACCUUGUUAAUGGACACAAUUCUAUAUUUCCUAUUUCUCCUUCUAAUUUUCCUGUUUCUACAACCCGUUCUAUAGCAAUUUAAUGAAGUAAGUUUAUUCUGAACAAUAUUUUAAUUAUACAACCAGGACCAAUUUUAGUGCUUGGAUUUAAUAACAUAUUUAUCUGAAUAUGACAAUACUGUGUCCUCCUCUUAGAAAUCUGCUUUUCUGGACCAGUUCACCUCACAAGCUAUUAAUCCAAAAGCCUGAAGUCUCAAAUGCCUCUCUAUCUUAGUGCAGGGAACUGAUCUGAUAAGCUAAAGAAAGUAAUUUGUAUUAUUAAAAGCAAAAUGCAUCUAUGCUCAGUUCUGCAUGUCCUACUCGAUGAGAAUCACAACUAUUUAAGAAAAAAUAUUAAACAGAAAAAGGCUGUGUUCUCAAAUGUGCAAGUUGUUUUUAGUUACAGCCUCUUAACAGUUCUUGAAUUUUAUUGGCACCAAUGAAUGUUUCAAUAAAUGUAUCACUUUCAUACUA
Molecule: messenger RNA, 4318 nt
Organism: Ahaetulla prasina
Lineage: Eukaryota; Metazoa; Chordata; Lepidosauria; Squamata; Colubridae
Gene: NMT2
Product: N-myristoyltransferase 2
Exons: 12
Coding region: 21-1517 (498 amino acids)
Biological process (GO): N-terminal peptidyl-glycine N-myristoylation
Cellular component (GO): cytoplasm
Molecular function (GO): glycylpeptide N-tetradecanoyltransferase activity
Source: RefSeq, a predicted model, not a curated record